This is a messenger RNA of Physella acuta, 2348 nucleotides long. Its product is annotated as N-sulfoglucosamine sulfohydrolase. Gene Ontology annotation, molecular function: N-sulfoglucosamine sulfohydrolase activity. Gene Ontology annotation, biological process: heparan sulfate proteoglycan catabolic process; glycosaminoglycan catabolic process. The record is from RefSeq and is a predicted model, not a curated record. NCBI's taxonomy places the organism in Eukaryota, Metazoa, Mollusca, Gastropoda, Physidae.
UAUCUAGAUCUAGUAAGCUAGGAUUAGAGGAUUAGCUGCGUACUCACUGAUCUAAUAAUUAUAUUAUUAUAAUAAUACAGUGUCUAAUGACACAUGAAGGUGAUAUUUACACAUAUUGAUAAUAAAUAUAAAUGGAUAGAAGAUGCCUCUACAUUCUAACUAUAUUCAUGAAUUUAUAUUUGAUCACAACUGCAAAAAAUGCUGAAAAUAAAAUCAGAAAUGUUUUACUUUUUGUAGGUGAUGAUGCUGGGUUUGAGACUGAGGUGUACAACAACAGUGUGUGUAAAACUCCAGGGCUGAAUGCCCUGGCAAAACAGAGUGUUGUCUUCACAAAUGCUUUCACUUCAGUCAGCAGCUGCUCCCCAAGCAGAUCAGCCAUUCUAUCAGGCCUGCCCCAACAUCAAAAUGGCAUGUAUGGAUUACACAACACAGUGCACAAUUUCAACUCCUUCGAUGGGCUGAAAAGUCUUCCACUCCUCCUUAAGCAAGCUGGAGUUAGAACAGGGAUUGUUGGUAAAAAACAUGUUGGGCCUGAAAAUGUCUACCCAUUUGACUUUGCUGUAACUGAAGAGCAAGUCUCCAUUAAUCAGGCAGGUCGCAACAUCACCUUCAUGAAAGAAAAAGUGUCAGAAUUUUUUAGCCAAACUAAAGAAGACCAACCAUUUUUCCUGUAUGUUGCGUUCCAUGACCCUCAUCGAUGUGGAAGCACGAACCCAGAGUUCGGAGAAUUUUGUGAAAAAUUUGGGAACGGUGACCCAGGUAUGGGCAUAAUCCCCGACUGGGUCCCAACACAUUACAGCCCUGACGAGGUCAUCGUGCCCUAUUUUGUGCCAGAUACACCAGCUGCGCGGGAGGAUAUUGCUGCGCAGUACACAACUAUCAGCCGCAUGGAUCAAGGUAUUCAACUUAUUAUGAAAGAGUUGGAGAAAGCUGGCCAUUUAGAUGAUACUCUGAUUUUAUUCACCUCGGAUAAUGGCAUCUCAUUUCCAAGUGGACGCACCAACUUGUAUACAUCAGGAAUGGCCGAGCCAUUUUUAGUGUCAUCACCAGUGGGGAGAACCAAAUGGGGAAGUGUAAACAAAGAGCUGAUCAGUUUACUGGACAUUGUCCCCACUGUUCUGGACUGGUUUAGUAUCAAGUAUCCGUCUUACAAGCUGGAGGGUCAAGAAGUUAGGCUAACAGGCUCGUCCCUUUUGCCACUUGUCAAUGACCUAGUUACUGAUAAGCCUCUUGACCUAAACAAAGGACAGCCUACUGGGGCCGCAAGCACAACAUCAGUCACAGGUGCAACAUCAGCCACAGGUGCAACAUCAGCCACAGGUGCGACAUCACUAAACCGAAGCGCAGUGUUUGCCAGCCACAGCCUGCAUGAAAUAACAAUGUACUACCCAAUGAGAUCCAUCCGCACACAAGACUUUCACCUGAUCCACAACCUCAACUUCCUCAUGCCAUUCCCCAUAGACCAGGAUUUCUUUGUGUCCCCCACAUUCCAGGACAUCCUGCGCAGGACGCGGGACAAACUGCCCCUCCCCUGGUACAAGACCCUGCAGCAGUACUACUACAGGGAGCAGUGGGAGCUGUAUGACCUCCGAUCUGACCCCAGGGAAGUCCGCAACCAGGCAGAUAACCCUUUGUACCACACAACCCUCCUCACCCUCCAGACCCAGCUUAAAGACUGGCAGAAUCAAACUGCUGAUCCCUGGGUCUGUGCCCCUAACGCUGUUCUUGAGUUCCAGGGUGUUUAUAAAAGCAGACCUCAGUGCUUGUCACUCGAGAACUCCCUCCCCCACAAACCACUUCCAUCAGUCCAGGUGACCAAUAUUGUAAUCACUAAAGAAACGUCCACCUAUUUACAAGUUGUUCUACCCUUUUAUUACGACACGCCUAUCAUUUUAGCGUGGAUGCUAUCACUUGUGAUUUGUUCUUACCUUACACUACUGAUACACUCUAAAUUAAAUGAUUCACAUCAUCUUGAAGAGACAAACUCUACCAACAAAAGUAAUCAACUAUCCUUUGCUGAAGUUCAAGUAGAGGACCAAAAUAAUGGGCUUGAUCAUGGCAAAACCAAAGUGCCAGGAUGACCAUCUUUUUUUAGUAAAAACAAAAUUUUUUUAUAUUAAUAUUUAUUAUAUUUUUUAGCUAUGUUGACUUACAUAUGAUUUUAAAACAGAUUAAUAUGUGAGAAUUACAUGUGUAAUAAUAAUUUUAUUGAUUAUUAUUACAUUUAUUUAUUCCUAAGGGUGAAGUAAUUUGUGAUUAGUAAUGCUGAGUAACCAAUGUUAUUGUACAUAAACAAUAUAUCAUAUAUCAAAUACUAUUUAAAAUACCACAAUUUGUUUGUUGUUUUU